Meriones unguiculatus (Mongolian gerbil) is the source of this 841-nucleotide messenger RNA. It is a transcript of the gene Catsperz, whose product is annotated as catsper channel auxiliary subunit zeta. Lineage: Eukaryota; Metazoa; Chordata; Mammalia; Rodentia; Muridae. The transcript has 5 exons. The record is from RefSeq and is a predicted model, not a curated record. Gene Ontology annotation, biological process: sperm capacitation; flagellated sperm motility. Gene Ontology annotation, cellular component: CatSper complex; sperm principal piece. The coding region runs from base 251 to 841 and encodes 196 amino acids.
AGCUUAGGUACUCAGAGCCUGAAGGAGAGCCGGACUAGGAACUGAACUGGACGGGGCAUCUUCAAUCUUGGCAUCAAUAUUGGGUGUGGGAGCAAUUUAAAGUCUUGACAUCUGCAGUUCGAAGUCACCUCCCGCGAGACCACUAUCUCUAUCCUGGAGGAGACUCUGCUCCUCCCCCUUCCUGGAGCGUGACUCCCCCACCCCCUUCUCGACUGAGCCCUGUGGAGAUUGGUCCGUUGGUGCGGGAACGAUGGAGGAAACCCCUCUCAAACCUGCGCCCAAACACGCACACCAUCGCCACAGCUCCAUCAGAUCGAACCUGUUCGGAGGUGUCCUCCGUAACCUAUGGAGCACGAUCACGAUGACCACGAUGACAAACGUGUCGGUGUCAGACAUCUGCGAGGACUUCGAAGAGGAGAUUAAAGACAGCAAGCCUCACAGGUACAGCCAGACCAUUUCUAUGAAGGAGAACCUCAACCUCAAGCCAGAGGAGAUCCAGCAGCAAGCACGUUUAGGGCUGUUGCUGCACGGUAGAAGGUCGCCGGGCGUCGUAGAGGAGCGUGAAGAAUCCAUGCUCUCCUUAGUAAAGUCUGGUUCAGAGUCAUCAGACAGUCUGUCAAAGCAAAUGCCACAUCAAGCCUACUGGACAGAGCAGCAGAACAGGCUGCCCCUGCCCCUGAUGGAACUCAUGGAGAAUGAAGUUCUGGACAUUCUCAACAAAGCCCUCGGCACGUAUAAGUCCACGAUUGGCAGGAACCACUUCAUGACGAAACAGCUGCAGGGGUACAUCGAGGAGCUCAAGAAGCGCCGGAACAGAAGGCUCAACUGCACGGCUGUGUGA